Canis lupus familiaris (dog) is the source of this 1576-nucleotide messenger RNA. RefSeq names its product SFT2 domain containing 1 (gene SFT2D1). NCBI's taxonomy places the organism in Eukaryota, Metazoa, Chordata, Mammalia, Carnivora, Canidae. The record is from RefSeq and is a predicted model, not a curated record. Gene Ontology annotation, biological process: vesicle-mediated transport. Gene Ontology annotation, cellular component: membrane. The coding region runs from base 95 to 529 and encodes 144 amino acids. The transcript is spliced from 6 exons.
CGGAUGUCCGGUCGCGUGGGGUUCCGGGUUCCGGGUUCCGGGAGGCCGCGGGGGUCCGGCGAGCGGGGCCGCCAGUGCGGCGGGAAGCGGGGCCAUGGAGAAGCUGCGGCGGGUCCUGAGCGGCCAGGACGACGAGGAGCAGGGCCUGACCGCGCAGGUCCUGGACGCCUCGUCCCUCAGCUUCAACACCAGGCUGAAGUGGUUCGUCAUCUGCUUUGUCUGCGGCAUUUUCUUCUCCAUCCUUGGGACUGGAUUACUGUGGCUUCCUGGUGGCAUAAAGCUUUUUGCAGUGUUUUAUACUCUUGGAAAUCUCUCUGCAUUAGCCAGUACGUGCUUUUUAAUGGGACCUAUGAAGCAACUGAAGAAAAUGUUUGAAACAACAAGAUUGCUUGCAACAAUUAUUAUGCUUUUGUGUUUGAUAUUUACCUUGUGUGCUGCUCUUUGGGCUCCAAGAGGCUCCUGCAGUGGCUCUGCUUCCUCUGUCUGCUUUGCCGUCCCCUCAGGCAAUGGGAGAAUCACAGGAUGUUGAAACUAAUAAGGAGAAAGGGCAAGAAAACAAAGCAAAACAAAUUAACCAAAAGAGGCGAAUGGGGCUGCUUGGCUUGCUCAGUUGGAAGACCGGGCAUUUGGAUCUCCAUGCUGGGUGUAGAGCUUACUUGCUUUAAUUGUAAAAAAGAUGUAAAAUCACUAAAAAAAAAAAGGGGAAGAGAAAUUAAUUUUGUACGUCUUCUGUGAGGGUGAACGGCUCAUUCGCCUACCGGAAAUUAUAAUAUUGCAGUUCGGCUCACUUUUCGGGACUCCUGAGUCUUCAGUAUAUGUGUUUGUUGCACCAUCUGCUUCCAAAGGGAUGUGAGGUAGUUCCUGAGCUAUCAAGAAAACUGCACUCUUAGAAAAAGGAAGAGUAGUACAUAAUAUGUUUUAGAAAUACUCUAUCAAAAAUGUUCCAGUUUUUUUAAUUUUGAUCAUGUAAGGAUUGAGCUUUAAUUAUGUGACCAGUCUUAAACCUAAUUUCCCACUGAUAACUUAGAAUAUUCUUAAACAGUACCUGUAUGUCUGUGUGGAAUAUUGAUUUCUGGUGCUGGGAUGGUCUAACCACGUAUUUAUUUGUAGUUAGUAGACUUAAAAUGAUAAGGAAGUGAACAAAUAUAAAUAAAAAUGGACAAGGAAUCCUAAAAAUAGCCCAUUUUAACAGGAACUGUUCGUUUUACAUUAUCCUAGAAGAUCACAAUAGAAUGCAGUUUUCCUUCAAAACCUAACUCAAGGAGCAAGAGAGAAGGAGUGAGUGGGGAGUCCCACAGAGGACAGACAGGGACAGCUGAGUAUGGUUUGAGUGUUGAGUGCAGCAGAGAGGACGUGGACUUGGACAUGAGACUGUAGGAGCAUGGCUCUUUAUCUCGGGACCACCAAGCCAGUGCCGUACAUGGAGCAGUGUUUCAGUUAAACUUCAGAUCUACUGAAUCUUGAAUCUAUCAUACUUAAAGUAAAUAAAACAUUAUCCAUGUUUGGAAGGGAAAAAGAUGGAACUUGUGAAAAAUAUUCUUAAAAAUUCUUAACUUGUUAUUUCUGUGUUUGCUGU